Molecule: messenger RNA, 1372 nt
Organism: Gymnodraco acuticeps
Lineage: Eukaryota; Metazoa; Chordata; Actinopteri; Perciformes; Bathydraconidae
Gene: dtwd1
Product: DTW domain containing 1
Exons: 6
Coding region: 207-1226 (339 amino acids)
Biological process (GO): tRNA modification
Cellular component (GO): nucleus
Molecular function (GO): tRNA-uridine aminocarboxypropyltransferase activity
Source: RefSeq, a predicted model, not a curated record
CGCUACUGAGCAACCCUCAUAGGACUGAACGGUGCCCCGGUCCCGCCUGCGACGCUGUGUCCAGUCCGCUUUAAACAUCCAUGACCCCGGUUGAGUUUGAAACACAUGGAUAAAAUGUUAUGGUUCUACAUCAUGCAUACCGGUUGACACGUGUUUAUCGAGAUUGACUACACGGAGCUAAACAUGCUGAGUUUGCUAAAAAUAAUAUGGCUUCACUCCAGUUAACCAGCCGUAGGGCCCACGUACUUCAGCACUGGUCUGUCAACAUUUUAAGAGCAAGCAUGAGCAGCCUGGCUCAACACCAGCAUCUCCAUCCUAGUUGCCCUGACAAAACAACAGUCUCCAGUGAUUCAUCAGACACCCGUGAGCUAGCCAAGGAGCCUCUCCAAGGUCUAAAAUUGGCAUCACAUGCGGUGCUGGAGAAGGCGAAGGAGAGGGGCAGAUUAAUAUGCUCUAAAUGUGGAGGAUCAAGGAUGUUCUUCUGCUACACAUGCUGCUCAUUACUGGGUGUCAGCCAUCAAGAAAUCCCUGUGAUCAAGCUUCCUGUGAAGAUAGACAUCAUCAAGCAUCCCAAUGAGACGGAUGGAAAGAGCACUGCAAUCCAUGCCAAGAUCCUCGCACCCAGCGACGUCAACAUAUACACUUACCCCUGCAUACCUGACUACGAGAAGAACAAGGUGGUGUUGGUGUUCCCGGGUCCAGGGGCUGUCUCGGUUCUUGACAUGAUCCAGUGUUUGCACGACAUGACCGACAGCAGGUCACACGGCCCCUCUGGUGAACCCUGUAUAAAGAGGCUGAAAAGAGAGGAAGUGACAGGGGCCACGGACACUGCUGACAGCCCAGGGUCAGGGACCCCAGAUGAAUCAAAGGGCUUGGAGUCCAGGGCGUAUCCCUUACAGAGGGUGGUCUUCAUUGACAGCACAUGGAACCAGACCAACAAGAUCAGCACAGAUGAGAGACUGCAAGGUAUCCUCCGGGUGGAACUGAAGACGAGGAAAACGUGUUUCUGGCGGAGUCAGAGGGGCAAACCAGACACCUACCUAGCUACUAUCGAGGCGAUUUAUUAUUUUCUCAAGGACUUCCACAAGCAUUGCCUUGCUCAGGAGUACAAUGGAGAAUAUGAUAACCUUCUCUUUUUCUACUCGUACCUACACUCAGUUGUCAACAAAUCAAAACAAGAAAAGAAAGAUCAGCUGGAAAACGAGAAAGAGGAGAAAGCAGUUUAAAGAGACUUAGGAUCUGUAGCUGAGAAGUAGAUUUACCUGCAAGCUCAUUUGUGAUUUGUUUUAUUUAUUGCCGAGUGAUAUUUUGUUUUGUAAAUAUGAUUUGCUUAAGAAUAUGCAAUAAAACACAAAAAGAUUACAAUUGCCAA